Messenger RNA from Haliotis rufescens (red abalone), 3650 nucleotides. Its product is annotated as orexin receptor type 2-like. Gene Ontology annotation, cellular component: membrane. The transcript has 2 exons. Gene Ontology annotation, biological process: neuropeptide signaling pathway. Bases 225 to 1583 code for a protein of 452 amino acids. Gene Ontology annotation, molecular function: neuropeptide receptor activity. The record is from RefSeq and is a predicted model, not a curated record. Lineage: Eukaryota; Metazoa; Mollusca; Gastropoda; Lepetellida; Haliotidae.
UAUACCAGGCCUAUUGUCAGUGAGUUUAAGAGGGACUGUUUGAAGUCAUAUUAACCACUGUCGACAAAUGUUUUUUACUGUUGUUUGAGGAGAUACCAACUAAGCCUCUGGACCACUUGAGGCCGCAACUAGCUCGACGUCACGUUAACGUUGUGACGAGAUCAACGUCUUCAAAGCACGAGCCUUGUAACCCAUCGAGUGUCCGCAGAAAACCAAACGCCAUCAUGGGUGACCCAGCCACUAUGUUUCCUGGCACAACGUCAUCAUCAGUGACGUCAUUCAACAUAACAAUGACGUCACCGAACACGUCCGUCUCCAACAUCACCGAAGAGGAGCGUCUUGAGUAUCUUCGUCACCUUGACGCCGAGAAGUGGCCGUAUAUCUACCCCGUCAUCGUCUACCUCCUCAUCCUCAUGGUCAUCGGCAUCAUCGGCAACAGCCUCGUUUUCGUUGUGUAUCUGAAGAAUUUCAAGCCCAGCACCACCCGGCUGUUCAUCUUGACCCUAGCGGUGUUUGACCUCCUCACGUGCAGUUUGUCCAUCCCGGGGGUCAUCGUGGAGCUGAGGUUUCAUUACACCUUCUUCUUUCCAGCCUUGUGUAAAAUAUUCCGAUUUAGUCGAAUGUACUUUGUGCUUGUUUCCAUGUUCACACUGAUCAUAAUUGCCGUGGACAGGUAUAGGAAAGUGUGUCGCCCAUUGCAGCGUCAAUACACGAUCAGAUCUGCCGGUCUGUCCAUACUGGUUACGAACAUCGUAGCCGUUGUUCUGACUGUACUUGGGGCCGUGGUCGGUGGGAACCGAACAGUUCCGACUGAUAGGAAGGACGUGUUCGGUGCUAAUUGUUCCUAUGACGACAAAUACCUUGGGACCCCUAUUACGAAGUUUUACAGCGGGAUUCUGUUUUUACUGUUUAUCGUCUGCGUGGUUCUGCUAAUUGUUCUAUAUUCAUUGAUUGGUCGGCAAGUCUUUAGACACAGAACAUUCCGAUUUAAGCCCAAGAAGGCUGAAGGUUCGUCAUCGGGAACUCAGACCCAAACGGGAUCUACAGAAAUGCAAAAUGUCCCAUCAUCAUCGUCAAACAAACAUAAGGUUGUUGAAAAGGAGGUGUCGUCUGGGUACAUGUCUGAAGCAGACGAGAAAGAUCCAGCCAGCGCGGCACGCGGCAAUAGCAUGGCUGAGGUUUCAUCCGAGAAAAUGUCGGGGACCGACGAUAUUUCCCUACUCCAAAUUAAGAAACAGAAAGCUCCAACCAAACCCAAACCCAAAUCAGAUUCCCCGAAAGAAAAAUCAAACGGUGGCAAGAAGCAAUCAACCGGCAAAACGACCUUCACCUUGUUCAUCAUUACCGUCGUAUUUAUUGUGAGUUUUCUCCCUUUCCUUGUCCUGGUGGCUUUGUGGGGCUCAAACUGGAAGUUCGUGAACAGUCUCCAUGGUUACAUGUUCACAGUGUUCAAGAUGCUCUUCCACUCCUACCACAUUAACAACGUCAUCAACUGCUACGUGUACGGCUUCUGCAACCCAAGAUUCAGAAAUGAGCUGAAACGACUCCUCUGUUCGAGAAAGGGUUCUAUGACUCUGAAUUAACUUUCAUGCGGAAUCCUUGCUAAAACUUAAGAAGUCGAGUAUCGCAAAUGUUGAAUUCCACAGUAACCUUCCAAAGAAACUGUCCUUCAGUGAACACUGAUAUAGUUGAAUUUAUGGUCAGAACUGAUCAACUGUUCCCACAUAACCUGUGCUUGUCGUAAGAUUGGGAUAAGGCGGUGAAGCGCUUUGAUUUGGUUGAUUGUGUGUCAUGAGGUUCCGAUGGCCUGACUUGUUGAUAAUGCUUUCAGUUACUGGUUUGCCUGGACCAGACUCGAUCGUGUACAGCCCGCCGUGAUUCAGCUGACAUACUGCUGACUGCGGCGUUAAACAACAUAUCUCACACACAGUUCAUCCUGCAUCAUAGGGCUGUGUAAAAUGUUUUGCAUAUCAUUACUUCAUCAUAGGUCAUGCAUUGAACUCCAUCAGUCCGGAAGUAGCGCCCACCGAGUGACAACUGUGGAACCUCUGUAUAUACAAAGUGAGCGAGUGAGUAUGUUUUUACGCAGCUUUUUGCAAUAUUCCAGCAAUAUCACGGCGUGGGACGCCAGAAAUGGGCUUCACACUUUGUACCCAUGUGGGGAAUCGAACCCGGGUCUUCGGCGUAAAGAGCGAACGCUUUAGCUACAAGGCUACCGCACCGCCCAUAUAUACAAAGAGAUAGUACUAACUGUUUGAUUGGUAUUCUAGAAGUUGAUGAGUAAGUAAGAAAACUUUAUGAAUAACAUUUUCUGGUUUAUUGCAUAUAGCGACGUUUCGAUGUAGAUUCUUACAUCGUUACAAUUAUUUUCUUUACCCGGAACUUUGUCAAAUCCGGCGAUUUCACUGGGAACGAUACCGUCCGGAUUAACGGGGUUUUACCGUGCUAUUUACUCUCAUCAUCGCAAACACCCCUUGUCAUCAUUGUAAUUUUACAAAACUUUAUAAGUAUAGGUCCUUGAUUUGUCUCUUCUAUGCUGUUUGCUCAUUUAUAUUGUGAUCUAAACUGAGAUUAACCAGAGAAAGUAUACAGUUGAAAAUUGGGUUUGACCAAUUAAUUACAAACGUUAUCAAAACGUUACUAGGCUGUAAAUAGUCGCCGAGACAUUGCCAACUAAAGGUACAAAACACAACUAUGACACCUAUAUCAAAUACAUCACCAUCGAAUAACCAUUUCUUGCUUGUUUCAUUUAUGCUAACCACCAACAAACAUGCAUGUAGUUAAUAAAUUCAAAACCCACCAUGCUUGACGUUUUUUAAAUUCCAAUCUGUCCAUCAAAUCUGUCAAAUCUGGCCCUAUCAGACUAGAUAUUAACCUAUUACCCCGAUGAAUGCCGACGAUGCAAUGUCACACGGUUUGCGCAGCUGGGAACAAGGCUAACAACGCAUGUUAUGACGGAAAUCUCACUCAUUUGUCAUGGGAAUCUUGUGCAAUGUACUUCACCUAAAUUUUGAGUUGCAGAUUUCCGUGACAUUUGAUUUAUAUGACUUGUGUCAAUCAUAUUUGAAUUACUUUCCAUCAUCGCGAUAAUGCGUCUCCAAUAGGGCUUGUGAUUAAUCACGCUUGACCUCUAACAAGUAUAGUCAUCAUUACACUUCACGUCCAUCAUGUCCAGACCGCCUCCGUGGUCUAGUGGUAGAGCGUCCGCCCGGGGAGUGGAAGGUCCGGGGUUUGAUCCCCGGCCGCGUCAUACAAAAAGACGUUAAAGUAUGUUACUUGUUGUAACCCUGUCUGGCGCUCGGCAUUAAGGGGCUAAAACAAGGACUGGUCGGCUCGGAGUCAGUAUACUGUGUCUGGGUGGGGUAUUCAUGUUAAACUGCGGCAUGGUAUCUCAGUGAGCUAGCAUUAUAAAUCGGCAUCAGUCCGGACUAGUACAAGCAGCCACACACACACAUACACUCACGUGCAUGCACGUCGCUCUAUAAGUGCAAUAGUCUUGGACGCGACAUUACACCCAAUUUCACCUCACCCCACCUUCAUGUCCAGUCCAUGUUUAAAGUUUCCGUGUGCUUGAACUAUUUUUUAGCAAAUUUGUGACUUUAUAUUAUUUAAUUUGUUAAAUCUUCUGUUGAAUAAACGCUUCACAUUCA